CUGCACCUAUGAAGUUGAAGAAGGUAUAGUCUGGUUUCAUGUUUUUAUUCGUCUUCUUUUUGAUGCUAUCGAGCUCCCAUUGACAAAGCUUUUUGUCGCUUUCUAUCCAUUUUAUAGCUGACGUUGAUGGAUGCCCCUAUUGGUCGCGUUCAUCUUCCACGGGGCAUGUCUGGUCUUGUUGGAGCUCCCGAAGGCCAGCAGGCACCGGCCAGGAAGGACCUGGCAGUGUUCUUGAGGAGUAGUGCUGAAUUCGAGGCGAUGCACCAGCUCUUUGUGCGCUAGUUAAACUUCCGACGAGAAAUAAAAAAAAAUAAAAAAGUUCCCCGCAACUUGUGCGUCUUUCCUGGCGCCAGUCGUUAUUUUCCAG
Gamsiella multidivaricata is the source of this 367-nucleotide messenger RNA. RefSeq lists its product as uncharacterized. NCBI's taxonomy places the organism in Eukaryota, Fungi, Mortierellomycota, Mortierellomycetes, Mortierellales, Mortierellaceae. Bases 127 to 282 code for a protein of 51 amino acids. The record is from RefSeq and is a predicted model, not a curated record. The transcript has a single exon.